Rhodofomes roseus is the source of this 1635-nucleotide messenger RNA. RefSeq names its product tryptophan synthase beta subunit-like PLP-dependent enzyme. The coding region runs from base 174 to 1160 and encodes 328 amino acids. The record is from RefSeq and is a predicted model, not a curated record. Gene Ontology annotation, molecular function: magnesium ion binding; pyridoxal phosphate binding; ATP binding. The transcript has 4 exons. Gene Ontology annotation, biological process: D-serine biosynthetic process; pyruvate biosynthetic process; L-serine metabolic process. Lineage: Eukaryota; Fungi; Basidiomycota; Agaricomycetes; Polyporales; Fomitopsidaceae.
UGAAAUGCUUGGUGCCUUUUUCCUGCUGGUCUCCACAAUUACUACCUCCGGAAGAUGCCGCAGUGCCGCAUCGUCCAACUGGUACUGACUCGGGGGACUAGCCUAUCGUCUCUUCAUUGCAAAGACACACUAUUCUGCGAAGAUUACUGUUGAUCAUCUGAAGUCUUGCUGAAAUGGAGAAACCAUCUCAGCCAGCCUCGCUUCCUCUGACCAGGGCCUCGAUCGUAGUCGCCCACGAGGCUAUCAAACCUGUAAUCCAUCGCACGCCGAUCUUCAGCUCAUCGACGCUAUCAGCGUCCCUGCCAAACAAGAACACGCUCUAUUUCAAAGCAGAGAACCUUCAGAAGGGCGGUGCCUUCAAGUUCCGCGGCGCGAGCUUCAGUCUCAGCCAACUCACGCAGGAAGAGCUCGCCAAGGGCGUGUGCACGCAUAGCUCAGGGAACCAUGCCGGCGCGCUAGCCCUCGCAGCAAGGGAACGCGGAGUCAAAUGCUAUGUCGUGAUGCCAGACAACUCCGCCACGCCCAAGGUGGACGCCGUCAGAGCAUACGGCGCAGAGAUCACCUUCUGCGCGGCGAACGCCCCCGCCCGCGCCGCGACGCUCGCGGAGGUGCAGGCCCGCACGGGCGCGACGUUCGUGCCGCCAUACGACGCCGCGCACACGAUCCUCGGCCAGGGCACCGCGCUGCUCGAGCUCCUCGCGCAGGCACCCGAGCCCCUCGCCGCGGUCGUCGCGCCCGUCGGCGGCGGCGGCCUCCUCGCGGGGACCGCGCUCGCCGCGGAGGGCACGGGCGUCAGGGUGUUCGGCGCGGAGCCCGCGGGCGCGGACGAUUGUGCGAGGGGCCUGGGUGAGGGACGGAGGAGGGAGGACGUCAAGGCGGAGACGAUCGCGGACGGGCUGCGCACCCCCGUGGGCGUGCUGAACUUCCCGAUUAUCCAGGAGAAGGUCGAGCGCGUCAUCGUGGUUUCUGACGAGGAAAUCGUGGACGCGAUGCGCCUCAUUUGGGAGCGCCUGAAGCUCGUUGUCGAACCGAGUGGCGCGACCGCGUUCGCAGCGGUCCGGAGCAAGGCGUUCCAGGAGCUCGGUGUCGCAGGGCCUGUCGGUGUCAUCAUUAGCGGCGGCAACAUCGACCUGUCCCAGCCGCUGCCCUGGUCCCGAUGAAGACGUCCCUAUAGACCCGUCCCUCAUUAGGGCUCUAUGCAACGUCAUGCGGGGCGUCAGAUGCAGAAUGGAAGAUGUCUUGGACCCGAAGAACACACAAGUACCCCUGAUUUGCUAUCUCUGUCAAAUAUUCCGAACACAGUUUGCAGGCUACUCGUCUCCGCGAAGUUGCACGACGCCUUCUUCUCUCUUCGGAUCCCCGCACCCGCAUCCGCGUGCCGUAUCGCCGUGGUUGACACUGAUAAUGACAGAUCCUUUCAUCUAUGGCAGCUGUCAUUCCCUAGUCUCUCUGCUAACAGUGACGGCGUGCCUGUCCAUGUGUGGUAUGUCGCCGUCCUCAGGCUGUACGGUUUCGACGGGCAAGCUCAAGGCUUGAUUACCGCACGCAUGUAGUCUAGUGACUACUAUGUACUAGUGUUAGUUCCGACCUCGGAGUAUCACUUGCGAUCUGCCAUAUGAAAGAGUCGCUCAGGAA